Messenger RNA from Dictyostelium discoideum AX4, 615 nucleotides. It is a transcript of the gene rabL, whose product is annotated as GTP binding protein RARE7L. The record is from RefSeq and is a predicted model, not a curated record. The transcript is spliced from 3 exons. Gene Ontology annotation, molecular function: GTPase activity; GTP binding. NCBI's taxonomy places the organism in Eukaryota, Evosea, Eumycetozoa, Dictyosteliales, Dictyosteliaceae. Gene Ontology annotation, cellular component: plasma membrane. Bases 1 to 615 code for a protein of 204 amino acids.
AUGAAAGAAGAAAAAACAAUGUUAAAGAUUAUAACUCUUGGAGACAGUAAUGUUGGUAAAACAUCUCUCUUUUAUCAUUAUGUUAAUGGAGAAUAUCGAUAUAAUAGGCCACCCUCAAUUGGACCUGACUAUUUUAUAAAGGAAUUAAAGGUUGAAAAUAAACAUGUGUUUUUAAUGGUUUGGGAUACCUGUGGUCAAGAACGUUUUCAAGCAUUUAGUCCACCUUAUUUUCGUGGUGCAAAUUGUUAUACACUUUGUUUUGAUAUUCACAAUGAAGAAUCAUUUAUUAAUCUUGGAAAGUGGAUGGAUGAAAUUAUAAAGUACUGCUAUGGAAAUAUUCCAUUUGUUUUAGUAGGUACAAAAAGUGAUAUUCCUAGAACUGAUAAAUCAAUAUCAAAGGCAAGAAUUGAACAAUGGUGUAAAAAUAUUGAAGAUCAAGGAAUUAUAGAUAAAGUUCAUUAUUUUGAAACAUCUGCAAAACUUUCUCAAAAUGUUACAGAAUUAUAUAAUGUUGCUGCAAAACUAGCUUUGGAACAUUAUAGUAUAGUUAAAUAUAUCUCAAUUAUUCGUCCAAUUGGUCCGCCGGAAGAAGUCAAAGUUGGAACAUGUUGUUAA